AUGAGCCGUUUACUAAGUUUACGGACACUAGUUAUUGCUGUUGUGUGUGUCUUGUGCAAGGGUGCAGAGCUCCUUAAGGAGGCCAUGUUGCACACGGUACUAUUUGAGAACUACAACCCCCGAGUGAGACCAGUGUCGGAUAGCAAGAUUGCUCUGAGUGUGGAGGUUGCCAUGUAUUUGUUGAGAAUCACGGACCUAAGUGAGAAAAACCAGGUUCUGACCUCGAGCAUUUGGAUGGACAUCCGAUGGUACGAUGAACUUCUAAAAUGGAACGAGUCAGACUAUGGAGGUGUCUCCUCCCUUUUGGCCGACAAGGACAAAAUCUGGACCCCCGAUCUUCUCGUUCAAAACGAGAUUGGAAAUAAACGGGGAAUAGGAGAGACAACUCUGAAUGAUCCGAUUGUGAUGUCGGACGGUCACGUGACGUGGUGGCCCGGGAAGGAAAUUAAGACAACAUGUAAGGUGGAUUCGACCAAAUACCCAUUUGAUAGCCAGUUCUGUGAAAUUGAAAUUAGUAAAUGGUAUUCCAACGAUAAUGUAUUGAAUAUCACUUAUACCUACCCAAGUGUCGACCUCGUACAUUACGAGCAAAGCGAGGAAUGGGAAAUACUUAGUGCCAUUGUAAGGAAACACCGCCAUUUUGAAGCCAGUCAAAAUUUCUCCAGAAUCAAAUACGGAAUGACGUUACAGAGGCGCCCUUUGUUCUACGUUCUAAACAUCAUGGUCCCUCUUAUCAUUCUGUCUUUACUCAAUCAACUGUGUUUUAUUCUACCCAUCGAGAGCGGUGAGAAAAUUGGAAUGUGUAUGUCGAUAUUUUUGACCUUCGUUGUAUUUCUAACCUUGAUCAGUGAUACACUUCCUCAGUCAUCAAUCCAUAUACCCAUAUUUGGAAUGUACCUGGUGUUCCAGCUCGUGAUCAGUGGUUUGAUCAUAGGCCUGGAGGUUCUCGUUCUCUUCACGUAUCACAAACCACAAAAGGAGAUCAAAGAUCGCAAUACGCAGGUGUGUAACUGUGAUAACGACCGAAUUAGUCAGGUUAAUAGUGACGAUCAAACGGUUAACAAAGUUGUCCGAAUUAAUACAUUAACGCAUAAUGAAUUCUCCCUCACCAAAGCGCCACCGGAACCGGAACUUAACGGAUCACACAAAGCAGCCAAGCUGAACAGAAUUCUGGGAUAUAUGGUCCUAGGGGUGAACACGUUCACGCUAGCGCUUUUGUUCAUUGUAUUACACUCUUGA
This is a messenger RNA of Mizuhopecten yessoensis (Yesso scallop), 1239 nucleotides long. Its product is annotated as acetylcholine receptor subunit alpha-like 2. Gene Ontology annotation, molecular function: acetylcholine-gated monoatomic cation-selective channel activity; transmembrane signaling receptor activity. The coding region runs from base 1 to 1239 and encodes 412 amino acids. The transcript has a single exon. Lineage: Eukaryota; Metazoa; Mollusca; Bivalvia; Pectinida; Pectinidae. The record is from RefSeq and is a predicted model, not a curated record. Gene Ontology annotation, biological process: chemical synaptic transmission; signal transduction; nervous system process. Gene Ontology annotation, cellular component: neuron projection; synapse; postsynaptic membrane.